Messenger RNA from Adineta steineri, 1284 nucleotides. Lineage: Eukaryota; Metazoa; Rotifera; Eurotatoria; Adinetida; Adinetidae. The record is from the annotation of a GenBank genome assembly.
AUGAAUGGAUCAACACUAUCUUUAUUAUCUUUAGCUCCAUUAGUAUACGAAACAAGUAUGGAUUAUAUGUAUGACAAAGAUAUAUAUAGUCCAAAUCAAUUUAAUCUAACUAAUUCAUCCGAAUAUUCAAAUUUACAUCGUUUUGUUAUACGUUCUUUAAGUGUAUAUGCACUUAUACUUGUUAUUAUUGGAACAUUAGGAAAUUUAUUAACAAUAAUUAUUUUAUGUCGAAGAAAUUUAAGACGUUAUGUUACAAUGAGAUAUUUAAUUGUUGUUAGUAUAUGUGAUAUUAUAUCAUUAUACGGGUGGAAUUUAAAUAAUUUUUAUAAAUUUACCAUCAGUUCCAAUAAUAAUAAUUUAGAAGAAGUAUCUAUGGUACAUUGUCGAAUUAUGUCCUAUAUGACAUUUGUUGGUUUACAAUUAUCAAGUUGGUGUUUAACAGCUGUCAGUUUAGAUCGUUGUUUGAGUCUUUAUUUUUUAACAUGGAAACAUAAAUAUGGUAAAUUAUCUCGUGUAAAAUAUCAUAUAGCUAUAUUAGCCAUAACUUGUUUAUUAUUAAAUUCUCAUAUUUUAUUUUUUAAUGGUUAUUAUAUUGAUACAUUAAAAAAAACAGUUAAAUGUUAUGCAACACGAACUAAUAUUCAUUAUAUAUUUCCUCAAUGGGAACGUGUUCAUUUAGUUGUAUAUAAUUUAUGUCCAUUUAUAAUCAUGUUAACAUGUAAUACCUUUAUAAUAUAUAUAUCAAUUCGUUCAGCACGUAUACGCAUGACAAGACGAAUGACAGAUGCAUCUGGAAAAGUUUCAACUACAAGCACAUCUCGCCAUCGACAAUUAACUAUAAUGUUAAUGCUUGUGACAUUUAUGUUUGUACUUUUAACAUUACCAUCAUGUGUUUAUUUUGUUUUCUUUCGUCAUCGAAUGCCAUCAACAAGUGAUUCUCGAACAUUUCGUCAUAUGGUACAAAUAUGUUUAGGAAGUAUACAAUUUACAGCACAUGCAAUUAACUUUUUUCUAUAUUGUUUUUCGGCAAGAAAUUUUCGUGAAGAAUUACAUGGGUUUAUCAAUGAAUUAUGUUGUAAGCGAACGUCUGAUUUUAAAUCGAACAGAUUAGCAAGAACAUCUAUAGGAUUAACAACAUUUCGUAGAACUAAACGAGACGAUAACAAUUUUGAUUCAAAAACAACAUUAAAUCAUGAAUGUAAAGUCGAUCAAACUCAAAGAAAAUUAACUAAUUUUGAAUCAAAAGAUGAGUUAAAUGAUGGCAAUGAAAGUAAUUCAGACUAA